Molecule: messenger RNA, 1283 nt
Organism: Condylura cristata (star-nosed mole)
Lineage: Eukaryota; Metazoa; Chordata; Mammalia; Eulipotyphla; Talpidae
Gene: DYNLT1
Product: dynein, light chain, Tctex-type 1
Exons: 5
Coding region: 56-397 (113 amino acids)
Biological process (GO): microtubule-based movement
Cellular component (GO): cytoplasm; cytoplasmic dynein complex
Molecular function (GO): dynein intermediate chain binding
Source: RefSeq, a predicted model, not a curated record
UGCGCCUGCGCAGCUAGCCCCGCUCCAGAGGCGGAGGCGACGCGCUGGAGUGAAGAUGGAAGAUUACCAGGCUGGCGAGGAGACUGCCUUUGUCGUGGAUGAAGUGAGCAACAUCGUAAAAGAGGCCAUCGAGAGCGCGAUCGGAGGCAACGCCUACCAGCACAGCAAAGUGAACCAGUGGACCACCAACGUCGUGGAGCAGACGCUGAGCCAGCUCACCAAGCUGGGGAAGCCGUUCAAAUACAUCGUGACCUGUGUGAUUAUGCAGAAGAACGGAGCCGGGCUGCACACGGCCAGUUCCUGCUUCUGGGACAGCUCCACUGACGGUAGCUGCACGGUGCGAUGGGAGAACAAGACCAUGUACUGCAUCGUCAGCGCCUUCGGACUGUCCAUCUGACCUCCCGGCCUCCUCCCGUCCCGGCGCUUCUGGUCCUCCCGCCCCAGGUGAGAGUGCGGUGAGCACCUGUCUGCUCUUUGUCGCUGGCGCUCUGCACAUGUAGAAGAAACCCUGUAGCUGUCAGGCCCCGCACACCCAGUUCAAGAACAUCGCCGCCCCCCGGGCUUAACUCUGAACGUUUCUUUUCAAAGGUGCUAAAAACUGGAAUCUGUUAGUGUAAAACUUUCUCUAUUGUCAAAUGAUUCAAAUACACUAAUUUUCCAUACUUUGUACUUUUGUUAGAAUAAAUUAUUCCAAUUUAAAGUUUGUUUUUCUUUGUACAGUGUCACAGCUGAAUUCUUCAGGUAACUUCAGAAUCUAGAAUACUAUAGAAGACAGUUGUAGUUCGCUCCUCUGGGGCGUGGUGUGCGGGGUCACCCAGGGCAGGGCCCCACCGCUUCCGGGCGCGGCUGCACUUGUCCCUCUGGGCACCACACUGCUGUGCUCGGGUCCCGCCCUGCCACGCGGGUGGCAAGCAGGGGCGGUGGCUGCGUAGCCCUUGGCCAGAGCUCUGCUCGCCCCGUGGGCCCAAGUCCCAGACAGGCCCUGCCCCAGCCCUUGCUUUUCGGCAGCAGCAGUCACGAGCAUGUCUUUCUCUUAGAGUGCCCAGAUCCUCUCACAUUCAUUCGUUUUGGGCUCACACAAUGGGGUGUUUCUGAUCACUGGAUGUGUUGGGGGUUAUCUGCGUGUAAAGUCACAUGCAAGAAAGUGGAGCGGUGGGCCCAAUCCUUGACCUUAGAGCUCAUUUUCAGGCCAUGCUGACGUGGUAAUAAAGAUGCUUCGGUGUUGGUUUGCUGAAAAGAAAAGCCUGGCGCCCGAGAGCCCGUGCGCUGCGUGCCGGGUGAAG